ACUGCAUUUCGGAACCUUGGCUACGAGAUGCCAGCAGCAGUCAUGAAAGUUUAGGCCUUUAGUCUUCAAGAAGAUACAGAAACUAAGAAAUGGCGAAACCGCAGAUAAAACAAGGCGUGAGAUCGGCGGACAGACUGAGGAGCGGGAUGAAGAUGCCUCCACUCGUUCAGCCUUCCCGAAUAAAGGCACCGGCGACGACCAAAACACGUAAGCCAGUGUUCCGGACGGAGCGAGACAAUGGAGUGGUCAGCACACCUGAGGAGGACGGACCCAGCGAACAGAACGUGCUGAUGAUAGAUGUCCAGUCUGGGGGAGGUGGGGAGAGGAGACAGGACAAGAUCUCUCCUGCAGAUAUACUGCAGAAGUCAGGUGAGAAGGACUAUGGGAAGGUGUAUGAAGUGGACCUCCAUGCUGAAGACAUCACCAAAAUACAUAACCUGGAGAAGUUCACCAGACUGCGUAUUCUAGAUCUGUCAUGCAAUGAACUGACGACAAUAGAGAACCUGGAACAAAACAAGGACCUACGGGAGCUGAAACUCUAUGGAAACAAGAUAACAGAAGUCAAGAAUUUAGACAGAUUACAAGAACUUGCCUGCUUGCAGCUGCAACAUAACAGAAUACGAAGACUAGGGAAAGGCCUGAGCUGCCUGAGGAAGCUGAAGAUCCUGAGGAUAGACAGUAAUGACAUCUCCCAGCUGGAGGGGAAGGAGCUGACAGCUAACUCACAACUCACACACCUGGAUGCCAGCUGUAACAAGCUGCAGGAGCUGGCGGCUGUCAACUGCCUUCCCCACCUGGAGGAACUGAAUGCCUCCAACAACAGACUUGCUGCUAUAAGAAACAUGAGGUGCAAAAAGUUACAGGAUCUGGACCUGUCCACAAACUUCCUGACUGACCUGUCUGGUUUGAGAGAUCUCCACAGUUUAACAACUUUAAACUUGGCAACCAAUAGGUUAUCCAGUCUCACAGCAAUAGGAAAACUCAGACAUCUGCAGGAGCUGAAUGUGUCCAACAACCUACUGAAGGAGCUGGGGAGCGUCUCGGAACAGUUUCCAGCUCUGGAGGUCUUCAAUGUCAGUGAAAACGCCAUAGUCUCAUGGGAUCAAGUGGUAAGGUGUCAUCCAAUUGAUGCAUCUACUGAGAUCAAUUUAUGUAACCCAGCAGAUUUAUUUUAA
Branchiostoma floridae (Florida lancelet) is the source of this 1175-nucleotide messenger RNA. RefSeq names its product protein phosphatase 1 regulatory subunit pprA-like. The transcript is spliced from 11 exons. NCBI's taxonomy places the organism in Eukaryota, Metazoa, Chordata, Leptocardii, Amphioxiformes, Branchiostomatidae. Bases 90 to 1175 code for a protein of 361 amino acids. The record is from RefSeq and is a predicted model, not a curated record. Gene Ontology annotation, molecular function: protein binding.